This is a messenger RNA of Maudiozyma saulgeensis, 2313 nucleotides long. NCBI's taxonomy places the organism in Eukaryota, Fungi, Ascomycota, Saccharomycetes, Saccharomycetales, Saccharomycetaceae. The record is from the annotation of a GenBank genome assembly.
AUGUUUAGAGUAUUGAAUGCCUUUAGAGGCACCCAAGAGACUUUAUCUCAAGAAGAGAAAACUAAGAUUAUUUUGAAACAAGCUCAAGAUUUCGAAUUAGCUCUAAGGGCUAUGGAUUAUGUCCUAGACGAUAAAGCUGAGCAAGGUCUUGCUUUAUUGAAUGAAAGUGACAAAGCAGACGGUCCUGAUCAAACGAUCAAUGUAUUGGCUCGAGGUGUUAUUGAAUUUUUAGAGGCUACUUUAAGUUUUGAACCUGAAGAGAUGAAGAUUGCUUCUGCCACCUUGGCUCGAGCAGAACAAUUGUCUUUGAAGAGUAAACAAAGAGCUGAGAAGGAUCAGAUCAAGAGUAGUUCCCUGUAUCCUCCUGGAACAGUAUAUGCUGUUACUUAUACAGAAUCUUGUUUAUUGCAUGCUUUGUUAAUGUUAUUUAGUGAGAGUAUGAUGGAAGCAGCAAAAGCUGUACUUAAAUUGAGAAAGGCAUACCAUACUUUACAAGACAUAUUACAACAGAUAAAAAAUGCCAACAAACAGAAAAAAAGUUUAAAGAAUAAAUUCAGAAAGAUGAAGAUGGAAGAUGUCAAUAAAACAACAGAAUCAAUCGAAUCGUCAUCUGCAAGUUUUAUCUCCAGUGAUUCUAAAAUGUUUGCAUCAGUCGAUAUUCCAUACGAUUUAACCCCAGAAGAACAAAAGGAUAAAGAUCUGUUAGAUUAUGCUGAAAAAAUCCAUAAAAUGAGAGUUAAAAGGCUGUCAGGUGCGCAUAUAGGUAAUCCUCCUGCUAUUAAUAGAUUGAGAAACGAAUUAGGGAUGGCUACGUUAGAUAAUUUACCAAAAGAGGAUGAUGACUCUAUUUCAACGGAACAUGUCUUUUUAUCCGAUGAUUUAGAUGCUAGUCAGGCUACUAUUGAUGAAUUUGUCCAUUCAGGUGUCAACCUAUGUUUUGGUAUCCUUCAGGUUGUGAUAUCAUUAUUACCACCAGCUAUAGGUGCUGUUCUAUCUGCUAUUGGUUUCCGUGGUUCUCGUGAAGAUGGUUUAAGAUUGAUCUGGAGGGCAACUAAAGAAAGAAACGUGCAUGGUUGUAUUGGUUUACUAGCAUUAAUGUUCUAUUAUGAUGGUCCUUUCCAAUUCACAGACGAUGAUUUUGAUAUUCCUGCGGCAACCAGCACAAAGAAGCGUUCGGACUCUACGACUAGUUCAUUACGUAGACAACCCACAGGUGAGAGUUCAAAUUCUUUAAACAAGACUAUGUCUGCACUAACAAUAGGUAGUGAACUAGAUGAUAAUGAAAUGGACGCACCUACUCUACUUCACCCAGGUAAGAUUUUAGUUAAUGCGUUAUUGCAAUCUAGAGCAUUAUUCCCAAAUAGUGCACUUUGGUUGUUAAAUGAAGCUAGAAUGUUAUCAUCAAGAGGUAAAUUGCGUGAGGCUAUUCAAUUAAUGGAUUCUAUUGACGUCGACAAGAUUCACAUGAGACAAGUUAAGGUUAUGAUGGUAUUUGAUCGUGCUAACACAUUAGUGCAUUUACAUGAAUACGAUAGAGCUGCGGAUGAUUUAUUGAGUCUAUUAGAAUUUAGUGAUUGGUCUCAUGCAUUAUACACCUAUUAUGCAGGUUGUUGUUACUUGGAGUCCUAUAGAAUGUGCAUAUUAGGAUUGAAGGAUUCUUCUAAAGCUGAAGACUAUAAACAGAAAGCUAUAAAAUAUAUUUUCAGUGCACCAGAUCAUUUGGGUAAAAAGACUUUCAAAGCAAAAAAUCUUCCUUUGGAUAGAUUCAUGUUGAGAAAAGUUGAACAAUUUAAAAAUAAGCAAAAAGAAUUAAACCUUGAAGAUCCAUUAGACGCUAUCGCAACAUCUCCUGUACAUGAGCUUGCAUAUUUCUAUAAUGGUUAUAAUAGAAUGAUCCCAGAAGAUUUGGAAAUCGCCAAGAGAAUGUUAACAGAAUAUAAAAAUCCAGCAAUCGAAGCUAUGGAUCCCGAUCAAGAAUUAUUGAGAAAUUUGUUGUUGUCCCUAACAUUAAGAAGAUUAGGUGACAUUGAGGAAGGUUGCAAAUUAAUGGAUUCAGAAGUUUUGACUAAAAUUAUAUCGAUAGAUAACAACGGUGUUUGUACAUAUAUCAAAAAGACAGAAGAUCCAUGGGCCUACCCAGCUGCAUUAUAUGAACGGGCAUUAUUUUGCUGGAAACUAAAUGGUAUGAAGGGUCUUCCUGAAAGUAAACAAUGGUUAGAGAGAGCCACUGGCUAUGCAGAUGACUAUGAACUAAGUUCUCGUAUCGGUAUGAAAAUCAAAGCUGCUCUUGAUAGGGUUGAACACUCUACGUGA